Molecule: messenger RNA, 2239 nt
Organism: Cucurbitaria berberidis CBS 394.84
Lineage: Eukaryota; Fungi; Ascomycota; Dothideomycetes; Pleosporales; Cucurbitariaceae
Product: purine transporter
Exons: 3
Coding region: 453-2192 (579 amino acids)
Biological process (GO): transmembrane transport
Cellular component (GO): plasma membrane
Molecular function (GO): purine nucleobase transmembrane transporter activity
Source: RefSeq, a predicted model, not a curated record
CCGACCUUCACUCACGCAUCUUGCCGCGACAGGCCAGGGCGCCCACCUGGGCAUGGUGGAUUUGUGUAGCCCGCUCCCACUAGACCUGUUUCGGCAUGGCAUCAUGGCCGUAACAUGGUUCACGCCGCUCGGAUUGGGUAGUGCCAAACGGCGAGACCCAGCUCUGUCGCCGCCAAAGAGAUAAGGAAACCUUUUUUUUUUUGUGGUGUGUGGGAUUUCUCUCCUCCAGCCCUUGGGAUGUGCACUGGCACCAUCGAACCGCGAGCUUAAAAAGUCCCUGUCUCUGCGCCUUUGAUUGACUCAAGGCACAUCUAUCUACCUACUCGCAAGCUCUCCCACGACUGGCUUCGACUGCACCUCCAUUGAUCAUCUCUCUCGCCUUCCACACAGACAUCGCGCCGCCGUGAUAUCGGUGGGGAAGAGGGAAAGAAAGAAAGAGAAACUCACCCACCAUGGCGGGUUGGAUUCACAAUGCCAACGCGGCCGUCGCGCGCUCCUUUGCGGGCAGGUACUUUCGCCUCGAGGGAUCCGGUCAUCCCAAAGAGCGCAAGGGAAGCCACUUCUUCACCGAGUUCCGCGCCGGAUUGGCCACCUUCUUUGCCAUGGCCUACAUCAUCUCCGUCAACUCAACCAUCGUGUCCGACACGGGCGGCACCUGCGUCUGCCCACCAGAGGGCAUGGCGGACCUGUGUGCCACUAACCAGGAGUACAUGUUGUGCGUCCAAGUCGUCAAGCGGGAUCUGGUCACGGCCACGGCUGCCAUUGCCGCUUUGACAUCCUUUUGCAUGGGUCUCUUCGCCAAUAUGCCCAUUGCUCUGGCCCCUGGAAUGGGUCUCAACGCCUACUUUGCUUAUACCGUCGUCGGCUUUCAUGGUUCUGGUAUGGUCCCUUACGAGGUUGCCCUCACCGCCGUCUUCGUAGAAGGCUUUGUCUUUGUUGGUCUUACCCUGCUCGGAAUUCGACAAUGGCUUGCGAGAGCUAUUCCAGCUAGCAUCAAACUCGCAACGGGAGUCGGUAUCGGACUUUACUUGACUAUCAUCGGCCUUACCUACUCUGCUGGCAUUGGUCUCAUCACUGGCGCUACCGCAACUCCACUGGAACUUGCAGGAUGUGAGGCUCAGUACAAGAACGACAAAGGCGUCUGCCCCGCUUCUUAUAAAAUGAGAAACCCGGCCAUGUGGAUCGGCAUCUUCUGCGGCGGUAUCCUCACCGUCAUGCUGAUGAUGUAUCGCGUCAAGGGCGCCAUCAUCUUUGGUAUCCUACUCGUCUCCAUCAUCUCCUGGCCGCGCCAAACUAGCGUCACCUAUUUCCCCCACACUACCGUCGGCGACUCGUCCUUUGCCUUUUUCAAAAAAGUCGUCACAUUUCACCCCAUCACAAAGGUUUUGGCCGUCCAAGAAUGGGACAUUUCCCAGUACGCUGGCCAGUGGGGCCUUGCUUUCAUCACCUUUCUCUACGUCGAUAUUCUUGACUGUACCGGUACGCUGUACUCCAUGGCUCGCUUCUGUGGCGCCAUCGACGAGCGUACCCAAGACUUUGAGAACUCUUCCAUUGCGUACACAGUCGACGCCGUCGGUAUUUCCAUUGGCUCUCUCAUGGGCUCGCCCCCAGUCACCGCUUACAUCGAGUCCGGUGCCGGCAUUUCCGAGGGUGGCAAGACUGGUCUUACUGCCAUGUUCGCUGGUCUCGCCUUCUUCAUCUCCAUCUUCUUCGCACCCAUUUUCGCUUCCAUCCCUCCUUGGGCAACCGGCUGCACGCUCAUCAUCGUUGGCUCUCUCAUGGCGCAGUCUGCCAAGGACAUCAACUGGCGCUACAUGGGCGACGCCAUCCCUGCCUUCCUCACCAUUGCGAUUAUGCCCUUUACCUACUCGAUCGCCUACGGUCUGAUUGCCGGCAUCUGCUCCUAUAUCCUCAUCAAUACACUCGUAUACAUCAUCGAGAAGGCGUCGGGUGGCCGUAUUGUUCCGCCAAACAAGGAAGAGAAGGAACGUUGGACCUGGCGCAUUCCCGGCGGUUUCUUCCCGCCGUGGACGCAGAGGAUCAUUUCUGGCAAGAGGCACUUUUGGAAGGCCGACCACGAGACGGAAGGCGUCCAGAUGCAAACCGUUGAUCCCAAGAGCGAGAGUAGCUCGGCCCACAACGUGCCUGAGAAGGAGUUUGUCUCUAACAAGCAAACCCGGAAGCUUGCUUGAACGGCAUCAGCUUGUGUCAUGGCACAGAAUGGUGCACAUGCAUAGCC